GUCCACCGUUUGACGUCACUACAGUCGAAGGACAACAGAAGCAAACAAACCCCCAGGACAACCAAAAGGCUUGACAUUUAGUAAGCCUACUCUAAAAAGGAACAAACAAACGAUUAAGGAUAUUUAAGGACCAAAAGAUGAAGCUCACACGCGGACGUUACACGUAUCUUUUGAUGUCCCAAAUGGCACUACUCGCUGGAGAUUUGUUCUUCAAUGCCUUUGGGGCAUCGCUGGCCAGGAAUCAUCUACAGACAUCCAUAUUCUUCUUUGUCACCCAAGAUGCAUUGAUUAUUGUCGAGUAUUUACUCUUCACUUUGGCCCUGCAUUCGACGUGUGUCUAUCAAGUGGGAGCCUCGCAUAUAAUUCUGAGGAAUUGCAAGCUCUUUUUGGGAAGCAUUACCAUAUAUUUUCUGCUCUCGGCCUCACAGCAUUUCUGGAUCGUCUAUCAGAGUCGAUUGUCGGCGGGAGAGAAUCAGAAUCAAGAAUGGCCUUUGGGUCUCUAUGCAUUGGCUGUCAUCCAUCGAAUAAUGUCGGUUUUCUAUUAUUAUAGCUCCAAAUCGACGGCUUUGACAAUGGCAGAUCCCCGCUACAAGGAGGAACAUCUUGAUUGGAUUGCAGAGCAAUUGGGGGAUAAGUAAAGCGAGGAA
Messenger RNA from Drosophila pseudoobscura, 647 nucleotides. RefSeq names its product transmembrane protein 138. The coding region runs from base 138 to 638 and encodes 166 amino acids. The transcript has 3 exons. The record is from RefSeq and is a predicted model, not a curated record. NCBI's taxonomy places the organism in Eukaryota, Metazoa, Arthropoda, Insecta, Diptera, Drosophilidae. Gene Ontology annotation, cellular component: cilium.